CAUGUUUAUGUGGCAACUGGCAUACAAUAAUAUUGCAAUACAUAACGUUUGUUUUGAUUUUUGUUAUCAGCAACUAAUUUUAUUUUAAUAAAACUGAAACAAAGUGCAUGGCAGUCAAGAUGGAUCAAAGCCGGUCUUAGACGUCGGAUGACAGAGCAAAUAAAAAUAAAGUGCAUGGAACAGUAAAAUUAUGUUAAAGAACACAUUAAUUUCAAUUGCAUCUAUUAGGAGAUGUUCUACUUCGAGCUACGUUCAGGGACAAUCACCAGCUCCGAGUAUUCGUGAAUACUUUUAUUACAUCGAUCAUGAAGGAAUGCUGUUUCUAGAUGAUGCUCGCAUCAAAAAUUUUACGUCAUGCUUUAAGGAGAAAAAGUUUCUCGAAUUUUUCUUCAAACGAAUCCGGUUGAACGAUGGCGAGCGGUAUCGAGAAAGUUUUCCUUUCCUGUCACCAUGUGGCCGUGAGCGCAACUACAUUCGCUGUGACGAUGUUCCGGUCGUGUUUACUCACGUAUUUCAGGAUUCAAAUGGUAUCGAUCAGCUGUCCUAUGCACAUGCCGGCGACCUUCUUGCUGUACCCUGGGAGCCCAGUCGGAUAUGCAUGUUUCCCCUCAGCGGCCGAGUCUACCAUCCAGCACCAGAGCGGUAUGGAUCGAUUGGCUUGAUUCGAUCCAAGCUAGCCAUUGAAUUGAGUAAGCACCUUAGUUUUCUUGAAGGGGAAAAUAAUCCACCGACGCACUUUUCGUGGAAACAAGCAACUUACGAACUGGAUAGGGAGUGGUGGAAAAACACUUACAUCAGUGGGAGAAUAGAUACAAUGGAAUAA
Topomyia yanbarensis is the source of this 823-nucleotide messenger RNA. Its product is annotated as UPF0598 protein CG30010. NCBI's taxonomy places the organism in Eukaryota, Metazoa, Arthropoda, Insecta, Diptera, Culicidae. The transcript has 3 exons. The record is from RefSeq and is a predicted model, not a curated record. The coding region runs from base 191 to 823 and encodes 210 amino acids.